AUGUCAAGCGAUACUAGGAGUCGGUUGAAGCGAGGUGUUGAUGCAGAUGUAGAUGAUACAAGCAAAAAGUCGACAGUUCAGGACAGGAUCCGUGAACUGAAAAACGCAAGAGCCAAGUCUGUUCUUGAAAAUAGACGUGCAGUUUAUGAUGAGGUUGCUGGCGUCAAAAUGAAGCUGGCAGAGAAGAGGAAGUUGGAGAAGUCAGAGGACGAUGCUGUUCUGCAGGAAGAAGAAGGGAGAGUAUCAAAAGAAAAAAAGAAAAACAGUCCCAAUGUCUCCACCUUAGAAUAUACUGCGGAGGAAGAUGAGAAAUGGGAGGCCAAACAAGGCCGAAUCAACACACACGAAGAAUUGAAUGACGAGCACAAGGGUGAGUUGCAUAACUAUAAACAGCUAGCCGAGCGAACUUACUCGAAAAAUAUCCGUGGAAUUGAACAGCAAGGAAAAAAAACGUUGGAGAAGUACCAACAGGAGAAGAGUUUGUAUGAGAAGCUGAAAACACAGGGACUCUCCCCAGAGGAGAUACGGACUCGUCUCACCUCCAGCGGGCAACUUGAUACUUAUGUUAAAGACUUGAAGUCUUGGGAGGAGGAAGUCUAUAGGAAACGGAGAAAGAUUAACGAUGAGGGCAAAGAUGGUGCUAUUCACGAAAAGAACAGGCAGUUCAAUAGCAAGUUACAGAGGCAUUACCGCCAGUUCCAGAAAUGA
Molecule: messenger RNA, 708 nt
Organism: Pichia membranifaciens NRRL Y-2026
Lineage: Eukaryota; Fungi; Ascomycota; Pichiomycetes; Pichiales; Pichiaceae
Exons: 1
Coding region: 1-708 (235 amino acids)
Source: RefSeq, a predicted model, not a curated record